Messenger RNA from Gadus macrocephalus (Pacific cod), 1747 nucleotides. Its product is annotated as hyaluronan-mediated motility receptor. The transcript is spliced from 8 exons. Bases 632 to 1588 code for a protein of 318 amino acids. Lineage: Eukaryota; Metazoa; Chordata; Actinopteri; Gadiformes; Gadidae. The record is from RefSeq and is a predicted model, not a curated record.
UAAGUCUGUCAUAACUCAUGACAGACUUGGACUGAUGCUGAAACUUGCCUUGAGUAGGCGUGUUCCAUGUGCACGCCUCUACAUGCACAGCGCCUCCGACACCGCUGCACCAGCUCAACGCAGCCGUCCUGCACACUGUUGGGCUCCUGCAGAAGACGGAACACCAACCUGACCCCCCUGGAGAGAAUGGAGAACACAUGCUGCCCUUUGGAAGUUUUGCAUCGAUUUGGGUUUGCACCCCCCCCAGGCAGGCCAAACCCAGCCCUCUGAUCUUUGAGGACUCUGAUCUCUGAGGACUCUGGUCUCUGAGGACUCUGGUCUCUGAGGACUCUGGUCUCUGAGGACUCUGGUCUCUGAGGACUCUGGUCUCUGAGGACUCUAGUCUCUGGUCUCUGAGGACUCUGGUCUCUGAGGACUCUGGUCUCUGAUGACUCUGGUCUCUGCUCUCUGAGGACUCUGGUCUCUGAGGACUCUGGUCUCUGAGGAUUCUGGUCUCUGAGGACUCUGGUCUCUGAGGACUCUGGUCUCUGAGGACUCUGGUCUCUGAGGACUCUGGUCUCUGGUCUGUGAGGUCUCUGACCUCUGAGGACUCGGUCGAGGCACCAGGUAGACCGGAGCGAGCCGAGGGAGGAUGAGGAGGUUUUUCCGAGCGCGAGACGAAGACUCCAGUCAGAUCCAGUACCUGACGGCCAAGUGUCACCGGCUGGCUCACGAGAGAGCCCAGCUGGAGAGGGACACCUUGGUGACCAGGGAGAGACAGCGGAGGCUACAGAAUGAUCUGGAAGCGAUGGCCGCUCACCUCCAGCAGAAGGAGCAGAUGAUUGUGGAGCUGAGGAGAAAACAGGACCACCUGGUGGACCACCUCAACCGACAGCAGGGCCUGGUGGAAUUCCUUAAGCAUCAUGCGGGCCUGAGAGCGGAGGUGGGCCCUACGGCGGAGGAGAACUUGAGAGACACCGAGCUGCUGGCUACGGAGCUGGAGCAGCUCCGCUCUGAGCUGCUGGCGCUGCAGAGCUCCGACGGGCAGCUGGUGGGCCUGGUGGAGGAGCUCUACGCUGAGGCCCAGCACAGAGCAGCACUGGUAGACAGCCUCCAGGAGGAGCUGCACAGUAAAUCAACGGAGGUCGAGGACCUGCGGAGACACCGGCAGAAACAGAGAGAGGAGCUGGAGCAGCUCCAGAGCGCCCACCAGAGGAAGGUGUGUGUGCUGCAGCAGGAGAACAGCAGCAGUGUUCAGAAGCUGCAGCAGACAGCCGUUCAGUUCGAGCGGCUCUGCAAACAGCAGCGCUACUGGAUGCUCUGCGUCAAAAGGUACAAAGACUGUCUGACGGAGGAGAGGGAGGCGGUGGUUCAGCAGGUCAGUGACCUGGAGCAGACCGUCCUGAAGCCCAGGGGAUGUUCCCACUGCAGCAGACAGUACCACUGCCCCCUGCAGGACAGGGGCAGCAACUCCAGGCAUCUGCACCAGUCUAUGUGUGGUGCAGAGUUCCGGGCUGACCAGCAGGGGGAGCCGUGGUCAGCCCUGUGUGAGGACAAAGUCAUCACUCAGGUGGGAGGCGUGGUCGACACGGAGCAGAAACCUCCUUGAGGUUCUCCCUCUGACCAGAAGAGUGUGGCUCUCCUCCCAGCCCUCUUUAGAAGAUCGAAGAACGCCAGAGAGACUGUACGUCGGAACUCCGUCCGCACUCUGGUUUCACUGUUGUUAUUGUGGAGUGAACAGUGAAAUAAUAAAGAGACAAUGAAGACA